Messenger RNA from Culex quinquefasciatus (southern house mosquito), 1688 nucleotides. RefSeq names its product lipase 3. Lineage: Eukaryota; Metazoa; Arthropoda; Insecta; Diptera; Culicidae. The record is from RefSeq and is a predicted model, not a curated record. Gene Ontology annotation, molecular function: hydrolase activity, acting on ester bonds. Bases 157 to 1506 code for a protein of 449 amino acids. The transcript is spliced from 6 exons.
UUAACUGCAGCAAAUGACAAUUUGGGACGGUCAUUUCCUCGGUCUACCGAGUCUCGCGCUCGGCCUAGCUCAGAACCAGAAGGCUCAACUCCACACUCUCUACAGUAGCUCAUCACAGCCCAGUCGGUUCGGUUCUGGAUUUGCAAUCCAUGUGCGAUGAAAGUUAUUCCACAAUUAGUUUUAAUUGUAAUUUCGAGCUUCGUCCGUACGAGCAGUGGAAACUACUCCAGCGACGACCACCACGGUUAUGGCGAGAGUGUUUUAUCAGGUGGUGAAUUGUCCGGGCCCGGGGCGGUCAGGAAGCAGCGGUCGUCCGGUUUCGAGCGGGAUUUCGUGAUGAGCUCCAUCGAAUCCGCCAACUAUCCUGCCGAGCUGCACAUAGUCACGACCCGGGACGGUUACAUCCUCAAGGUGCACCGAAUUCCCGAUCCUGCCCUGCAAAACGAAAACGAAGAAGACGAAGAUAAAGAUGCCCCCGGGGACGAAAACGCGCCAACUCUCGUCGCCGCCGCCGACUUCCGGGGUGUGGUCCUGCUAAUGCACGGUCUGUUUUCCACGGCGGCCGAUUUCAUCAUAACGGGGCCGGAAAACGGGCUCGCAUUUAUCUUGGCCGAUGCCGGAUACGACGUUUGGCUGGCGAAUGCCCGCGGGACACGCUUCUCCCGGAAGAACCUGAACAUGGGUCCCAAGACGGCCGCCUUUUGGGACUUUAGUUGGCACGAGAUCGGAACCAUCGACCUGCCGGCCAUCAUCGACUACAUCCUGCGGCAAACUGGCCACCAGAAGCUGUUCUACAUUGGCCACAACCAGGGCGUCACGGCGGUGUUGGCACUGCUCGCGGACAAACCCAAGUACAACCGAAAAAUCCAUACCGUCGCAGGAAUGGCUCCACUGGCAUUCCUCGGCAACGGAGUCGAAAGUGGAAUCGCCCAAAAUUUAGUCAAGUUCAACGAUCAGCUUUGGGUCACCCUCAAUUCCCUGAACAUCUACGAACUAACCCCAUCGGAGAAGAUUUCAAAAUUCCUCGGCGGCUUCCUCUGCUCUGAGGACGCACCAACGAGUGAAAUGUGCUCCAACGUUUUGACGGAGCUUUUCGGGUACAGUGCCGAGCAGGCAAAGCUGUUGCUUCCCGGCGUUCUGGAUGUUAUGCUGACGGGGAUUUCCACCAAACAGCUGGUCCACUACGGGCAGCUGCUGCAAUCGAAAAAAUUCCAACAAUUCGACUACAAAAACUACCUAACCAACAUGCAACGGUACCGGCAGGUAAAACCACCAGAGUAUAACCUCUCCAAAAUUUCCGUACCCUUCACUCUUUUCUACGGAACCAAGGAUUUUCUAACGUCACCAAUGGACUUCCAAAAACUUACCAAGGAACUUCCGUCGUGCCGCACCCGCUACGAGCUUCCCAACUGGAACCACAUGGAUUUCAUCUACAACGCGCAAGUUUACCUCAAAGUUUACAGCAAAAUUCUGCAAACGAUGCAAAACGUUUCGACUGGGAUGUGAUAUUGCACGCUUAAUUUGACGUCAAAAAGAAACGCACAGUUUACAAUUACUCUAAACUUGAAACAGUUUAUUCUAAUCUGUAGGCAUAAAAUUGAAGUAUAUAAUGUGUGAAAACUCGUUUUCAUUGUGGCAUUUCGAAGUGACAAAACAACCAAACUAAUAAAGCAAUGAACGAAAGAUAC